AUGAAAAAUACAACUGAAAGAGAAAAGCCACACUAUUAUUUGCAUUGGGCUUUACUAUUUCUAUCUUUUUUAGCUUGAAUUGCAUCAUUUUUCUAUACAAUUUUCUACUUCAACGAUGCUGGCGAAUAUUGAAAAAACUGGCUAACUAUUUUUAUCAUGAUAAAAGUUUAUCUUCUUAUUGAAGUUUUUUCUAUAGUAGUGGUUUGUCGCAGAAAGGCUAAAAAUGAGGUACGAGCUAAAUCUUCUAAUCAGCCUCUGCCAAAUAGAAAUUUCUUUGCAAACUGUGCCUGCCCUUGCAAGCUUGAAAUUUGUAUCAUUAUAAAUUUCAUUAUUUGGGUUACUCUAUUAUUCCUAUCUAUUUUCCGCUUUGACUGUUCUUUUAUCUUUUAGUAUUAGUUUUAAUGCGUUUUCACUUCUUAAAGAUGAUUUAGUCGUAGCCCACCCUUUAAUUAUGAACAGUGAUAUCAUGAGGAAUCUGCUUUGUUGCUUUUAUAUCAGAGGGAUAUUUUAUUUCUCCCAAAGGUUUUUACUGUUCCUAUCAGAUGGGCUUGGCAGGUUUUGCAUCUCAUAUAGUUUUAGAUAUAGGGAAUAUUUGGUCACGCUACAGAGGGUAGAUCUAACCUAGGAUAAGCUUAGUGAGUCUCGCAAGAAAAUUCAAGAGGGUGGAAUUUUGAUUUGCCAUUCCGCCUUUUUCACUCUGAUAUAGGCUGCCUUUCCUUAAGUCAAGGGAUUUCGGCUGCAUAAAUCUUAGCCAAAAUUAUAUGGUUAUUCUUUUAUCAGCAGCCAAGCUCAUGAAGAAAUAGUUUUUGUGUGUGUUGUUUCUUACAUUAAAUUAAGAGCAGCAUUAGAAUUAUAUGGAUUUAUUAUAUUAUUUAUUGAAACGAAAGGAAGAUUUUUAUGUGAAAUUAUUAACCCAGCAGUCGAAUUAUUUAGAAAAAUAUACAAAAGUAAGAAGUUUGCUGAAAAUGAUAGAUCGCUAGCUCCACCUUCCUUGAGAGAACAAAAAAUUUUGGAAUUUUGAAAAAAAAAUUCGCAAAAAAAGAAUUAAUUUCUCUCUAUAAGUGAACAAAUUCCCAAGAUUUCAUUAUAUAUUUAUAAAUUUUAUAUUAAAAUAAAUUUUUUGUUCGCUUAUGGGGGUAAAUUUUCAGGGAUUUUUCCGAUGAUUUUGUUAGAUUAUGGAGGGGGAGCAAGUAAUUCAAAUUUAAAUGAAGAUAGUCGGUGCACUCGCGAUAGUUCGCCUGUAAUGAAUGAAAAAUGUUCAAUGAAGAAGCAGCAUUCCAUUAAUGAUUCUGGGGAAUGGCUCACAUUUCGAGUCUAA
Messenger RNA from Blepharisma stoltei, 1318 nucleotides. The record is from the annotation of a GenBank genome assembly. NCBI's taxonomy places the organism in Eukaryota, Ciliophora, Heterotrichea, Heterotrichida, Blepharismidae.